Stegodyphus dumicola is the source of this 1329-nucleotide messenger RNA. RefSeq names its product pancreatic triacylglycerol lipase-like. Gene Ontology annotation, biological process: lipid catabolic process. Gene Ontology annotation, molecular function: lipase activity. Lineage: Eukaryota; Metazoa; Arthropoda; Arachnida; Araneae; Eresidae. The record is from RefSeq and is a predicted model, not a curated record.
ACACACAGAACGUUGAAGUUGUUGAAAGAUGGCUACAGUAACUUUGAUUAUUCUCCUGAUAGCAAUAAUUGCUGUCAGUGGAAAAGUAGUAAACCCCGUCCCUCACAGGUUCCCCUUUGCAAAAUUGGAAACAAUUACGGCAAGAGAAGAUCUACCAGAAGAAUUGCAGGAAGAGUUGGCACGAGGAGAGUUUUGCGAUUUAAAGUUGGGCUGCUUCAGUGACACAGCGCCUUACAAUGAGCCAAGCAGCGAAAGACCUUCGUAUACCGUAUACUUGCCUGACACCGCAGAAAAUAUUGCACCCGAGUUUCGUUUCUUUUGUCCAGGACACACUGAUACUCCUCAGAAAAUUAUGACAUCUAGUUUUGAUGCCUGGAAAGUAGCUGACAGCGGCUUCGAUGCUUCUGCAAAAACAGUAUUUAUUAUUCAUGGUUACAUGGGUGGCAAUGCAGAUUGGCCUCUGAGAAUGAAAGAUGCCCUGAUAAACAAAGAAAAAUGCAAUGUCUUCGUUGUCGAUUGGUCAGACGGAUCUUCUCCGUCUGUCUGGAGGUAUGGCGUAUUUACUUACGAGAAGGCUGUUGCCAAUACACGAAUGAUUGGGGCUGAAGUCGGACUUUUUAUCAAGCAACUGAUGGACGCAACAAAAAUUGAUCCUAAGCUGAUACAUGUUGUUGGUCACAGUCUUGGGGCUCAUGUCUCAGGGUAUGCUGGUGAAUGGGUUCUACGCAAUGAAACAAAGUUGAUUGGAAGAAUAACCGGUCUUGAUCCAGCAGGGCCUCUGUUCAAUGGCGUUCACCCACUUGUUCGAUUAGGUAGAGAGGAUGCCGAAUUUGUUGACGUUAUCCACACGAACUAUGCUCCAAAUCGCUUUGAAGGCUAUGGAAUCAAAGAAACAUUAGGUCAUUUUGAUUUUUAUCCUAAUGGUGGAGAGGAUCAAACUGGUUGUGUAACAGCAAGUGAUGCGUACCUAUCUUUUUCUGUUAAUGCUUUGACGUGCAGCCACUCGAGAGCCUAUGAAUUAUUUACUGCCAGCAUAGAAGAACCAGAAUGCAAAUUCAAGUCAGUGCAAUGUGAAAAUCUGGAUCAAGUAGCAAAUAGUACAUGUGGUACGUGUGAAGAGAACUGUGUUAGUAUGGGUUAUUACUCAGUCAACAGCAAAGAUCUUGCUCAAAAAGACAGUUCCAUCAUAUUUUACCUUAAAACAACUGGUGAAGAUCCUUACUGUUUGGAGAAACAAGCACAGACGUAAAUGAAAACCAAUAAAAUAACUGUUAAGUUCAGAUGAAAUUGAAAAGUAAUAAAAUAUUUGCAAUUUAAUUUGAAUGAUUU